Messenger RNA from Suncus etruscus (white-toothed pygmy shrew), 1829 nucleotides. RefSeq names its product potassium channel tetramerization domain containing 10 (gene KCTD10). The record is from RefSeq and is a predicted model, not a curated record. The coding region runs from base 61 to 1023 and encodes 320 amino acids. NCBI's taxonomy places the organism in Eukaryota, Metazoa, Chordata, Mammalia, Eulipotyphla, Soricidae. Gene Ontology annotation, biological process: protein ubiquitination; negative regulation of Rho protein signal transduction; protein homooligomerization. Gene Ontology annotation, molecular function: protein binding; ubiquitin-protein transferase activity. The transcript has 7 exons. Gene Ontology annotation, cellular component: Cul3-RING ubiquitin ligase complex.
CCCGACUCGGCGCUUCCUGCCUCGCGGGCCGUCUCGGGGCUCCGGCGUCGGCGGCUUUUCAUGGAAGAGAUGUCAGGAGAAAGCGUGGUGAGCUCAGCGGUGCCGGCGGCUGCGACCCGCACCACCUCCUUCAAGGGCGCCAGCCCCAGCUCCAAGUACGUGAAGCUGAACGUGGGUGGGGCGCUCUACUACACGACCAUGCAGACGCUCACCAAGCAGGACACCAUGCUCAAGGCCAUGUUCAGCGGCCGCAUGGAGGUGCUCACGGACAGCGAGGGCUGGAUCCUCAUCGACCGAUGUGGGAAGCACUUUGGGACCAUCCUCAACUACCUUCGAGACGGUGCCGUGCCCUUGCCUGAGAGCCGCCGAGAGAUUGAGGAGCUGCUGGCAGAAGCCAAGUACUACCUGGUGCAGGGCCUGGUGGAAGAGUGCCAGGCAGCACUGCAACAGAACAAAGAUACUUACGAGCCUUUUUGCAAAGUCCCUGUGAUUACCUCGUCCAAAGAAGAGCAGAAACUUAUAGCGACUUCAAAUAAGCCGGCCGUGAAGCUGCUGUACAACAGGAGCAACAACAAAUACUCGUAUACCAGCAACUCAGAUGACAACAUGUUGAAGAACAUCGAGCUGUUUGACAAGCUGUCACUGCGCUUCAACGGACGGGUCCUGUUCAUCAAGGACGUCAUUGGGGACGAGAUCUGCUGCUGGUCCUUUUACGGCCAGGGCCGUAAGAUCGCCGAGGUCUGCUGCACCUCCAUCGUCUACGCCACCGAGAAGAAGCAGACUAAGGUUGAGUUUCCCGAAGCCCGGAUCUACGAGGAGACACUGAAUAUUUUGCUCUAUGAGGCCCAGGAUGGCCGAGGGCCCGACAACGCACUGCUGGAAGCCACGGGCGGAGCAGCCGGGCGUUCCCACCACCCCGACGAAGAUGAGGAGCGAGAGCGGGAGCGGAUCGAGCGGGGUAUUGAGCGGGUCCGGAGGAUCCACAUCAAGCGACCCGACGACCGGGCCCACCUGCACCAGUGAGCAGCUGGCCCUGCCUGGCCCGGCCCACCACACCCUCCCCGCCUCCUGCCUCGCUGCAUUUGGUCCCCGCCAGCGCCCGGAGCCCCGGAGACCCUGGUAACAAGUCGAACGGUUCUUCUGCUACUUCCUGACAAGGUGGAUUGUCUGUAGGCGCAUGAGCAGCCCUCCAGUGGGUCUAGGCUCCCGCCUUUCUCCCAGGACAAGGACGCGAGGGUGGGACAGGGCGUGAGCCUAUGUCAACCUCAGUGGGUGGUGGUGCCUGUUGGGGGAGGCUGGCGAGCCUUUUGGAGUUCAGUCGUAUAGCUUCCCAGUGGGCACAGCAGUAUCUGCACCCCCUUUCCAGCCCCAGGUACUGGCUCGUACCAUCCACAUGCUAGGCCUGCCCCAUACUUGGGUCCAGAUGACCCUUGGGGACUUCAGGGUGCCCACGUCUGUGGCCGCUGCGGCUGGGCCAGGCUGGGCAGAGCUGCCCCUCCCCACUGCCCUCCAGGGGCGCCUGCUGGUUCCAGGCGCCAUUUCCUCCUGGGCCUUCCCUGUCCCAUUGGCCUUGCUGCUGCAAGUGGAUCCCCCUCCAGGUCCCAACCUGUAAAUUAAACGCAGCCUCCCAGACUCCGUCCCCACAGCAGGGACACUGCCAUGGGGGUAGCUUGGUGGCUGUGAACCUGGCCAUCGCUCGGUGGGGGGAGGGCUCCCUCAUGUCUUGGAUUUUAACCGUGUGGAUGGGUGGAUGGAGUGAGAGUGAGCAGAGUGAGAGGUACAGCCCCUUGUGGGGCUGGUGGGCGCUGUGGCAUGUCUGUCGAAGGGAG